Molecule: messenger RNA, 2532 nt
Organism: Carassius gibelio (silver crucian carp)
Lineage: Eukaryota; Metazoa; Chordata; Actinopteri; Cypriniformes; Cyprinidae
Product: brain-specific angiogenesis inhibitor 1-associated protein 2-like protein 1
Exons: 13
Coding region: 239-1600 (453 amino acids)
Biological process (GO): actin crosslink formation; plasma membrane organization; actin filament bundle assembly
Cellular component (GO): cytosol; nucleoplasm
Molecular function (GO): protein binding
Source: RefSeq, a predicted model, not a curated record
UCAUUGCUAAAACUCUGACGUCACGGAUCGCACCUUUCCACGUGUGGCAUGAGGUCGCGCGGAAAGGUUUCUUCCUUCUCUAGUGCAUCAGUGCAGUAUCGUGUUGUUCUCGAGCGUGCUCGAGCGCUCUGUUUUCUGCCGCUGCAAACACGUUAACAGGUGGGACGAAAAGAUUUGAACCGGGAAAGUUGAAACAAAGACAUCGUCAACCAAGGACGUUUGGAGAACACCUGCAAAAAUGUCUCGAACCCCGGAGGACGUGAACAAACUCACCGAGAGCACAUAUAAGAAUGUGUUGGAGCAGUUUAACCCAAGUCUGCGGAAUCUGGUUAACCUGGGCAAGAGCUAUGAGAAAGCAGUGACAGCAAUGACCUUUGCUGGAAAGGCAUAUUUCGAUGCACUCUCAAAGAUUGGGGAAAAUGCUGCCAUAUCACCUGUUUCUAGGGAGAUGGGAGUGGUGUUAAUUGAGAUUUCCGAAGUGCAUAAGAAGGUCCAACUGGAGCUGGAGGAGUCUUUCAAGAGGUUCCACAAAGAGCUCAUCACCGAACUGGAAAGGAAAACUGAUAUGGAUAUCAAGUACAUGAAUGCCACUUUCAAAAGAUACCAGUCAGAACACAAAUUGAAGCAAGACUUCUUGGACAAAUCACAGGCUGACCUGAAGAAGCUGCGCAGGAAAAGUCAAGGGAAGCAUUCGUCUAAGUAUGGGAUCAAAGAAAAUGAGUGUAUGGAGACCAUCUUAUCCCGGCAGACAGAGAUGCAGAGGUUUAUUGCAGAAGGAUGUAAGGAAGCUCUGCUGGAAGAGAAAAGGAGGUUUUGCUUCCUGGUGGACAAACACUGUGCCUUCACCGAUCAGCUAACAGCCUUCCAUGACAAGGCCAAGGAAAUGCUGACCGUCAAACUGCCUAGCUGGCAAGAUAAGUGUACCGAUGCCACCAGGGUGCCCGACACAGUGAUCUUCAUGAUUGAGGGUCUGCGGGCUCCAAUGUCAGUCGUACCAGAGUCCUCGCCUACGUUGGAGCACAGUGACAGGACCAAUUCCCGUUUUAUUGUUCCAUCACCGGCCCCUUCACUCAAAGCCCACACAAGGUCUGCAUCUGUGUCCAGUGGCAUGGAUGCGGUGAAGAAGACCAGGGUGCAAACAAUCUUCCCCCAUACAGCAGGGAAUAAUGAGACCCUGCUGAGCUUUGAAGAUGGAGACAUCAUUACACUGCUUAUCCAAGUGGAGCGGGAUGGAUGGCUGUACGGAGAACUAGAACAUACUGGACAACGGGGCUGGUUUCCCUCAUCUUAUUGCCGGGCUUACAAUGACUCGGUGAUCGCAAACAGCAGAAUUGAGAGCCCAUUGCACAGCCAGAGUGUGACUGAUCCAGAGCAGCCAGAAGAAGACGAGGAGAAGGAACCCAUGCCGCUGCCCCCGCCUUACUACAGUGACUCAUCCAGGGACAGACCCAUCAAGCCCUCCACCCCCUCUCCACAGAACACGACAAAAUCUUUGCCAAAUGGUAACUCAGUGCCUCCAUUCCUUGGGAAUGGGAAUCCAUUUGCCACGGUCAAAUUACGGCCCACUGUCACAAAUGACAGAUCUACACCCCACAUAUGAUGAGACUGCAUGCAGCCCCUGCCCUGAUGUGAAGUGGUGUCUCAGAGGUUUUGCCUGUGUUGAUUGAUGCAUUGCAGAUAUGGCAGAGGAACCGAAUGAAAGGGUUUUCUGUUACAUCAUCAAUUUUAAUCCUAAAAGUUUCUGAUAAUGAAAACCAGCUGAUUAAAAUUUACAGGAGGCAAUAUUUAUAAGAAUUUUAGACUUUGAUUAAAUUAUUAUUUUAAAUUGUAACUGGAUUCAUACACUUGAGUUUCCAAGAGAAUGUACAGCACCAAACAGGCUCUUGAUAGCUAUUUUCUGACCAUAUUGGUCCUCUUAUGUUUGAGGCCUUGUAAAGGUAAACCACAAAUGUAUAUUUUAAAAUCAAAAAUAUUUUAAGAUUGGAGUACUGCAGCCCCUGCUUAGAAACAUGUCAUAUAACCAGAUCAUAUUUCAUUUCAAAAUCCAGUGAAGUAAUGGGAGGUUUGCCAGUUGCCAAAGUGUUCUGGGUUAGUAUGGAUUAAAUUUAGGCUUUUUUUAUAUAUAUACAGUAUCAUAGUUUCAUUGUUUUAAAACACUGAUGUAUUCCUUAUCCUUAACACUUUUUUUCAUGUUUAAAGGAGGACCAUGUAAAGACACUUAGUUUAAUUGUUUAUUCCUCGUGUUAAAGAUGAGUGCGGUGUUGUAGUGAUUAAGUUAUUUUUAACGGCACAGUUGAAUGUUGGCUUAUUUGGCUUUAGCUGGACAUCAGAUCAAACUCAUGAGCAUUCUUCACUAUGGAAGAGAAAUCUUUGGGUCAUAACUAAAUACAUGAAGUCUUGUUAGCUUGUGUACAUGUUAUCAUGUAGGGGAAACCAUGUAUUCUUUCAUACCUUUUUCAUUUUGUUUGAUUCAUUGCCCCUUUUCUUUUCAUACCACAUUACUCCAAAAUAAAGAUUUAUGUCUGUUUAAAA